Bipolaris oryzae ATCC 44560 is the source of this 585-nucleotide messenger RNA. RefSeq lists its product as uncharacterized. NCBI's taxonomy places the organism in Eukaryota, Fungi, Ascomycota, Dothideomycetes, Pleosporales, Pleosporaceae. The record is from RefSeq and is a predicted model, not a curated record. The coding region runs from base 1 to 585 and encodes 194 amino acids. The transcript has a single exon.
AUGCCUAGCAUCAGCCACAUUGUUGCACUGGAGGAGCAGAAUCGAGAGUAUUUCAACAAUAACACCUCGACAUUCUCGAAGAUACGUGUUACCAUCCAUACGACCGGGGCCUGGCCGAACUCUCUACAUAGUAACAACCAUGUCACCACUCUCCUCCUUCUUGACCGGGGCGGCGCAGUCCAAGUCAACAUGAGGACCGACGAUGGAGACAGGCGAGGCCAGCUCCAGUGGAAACUAGUCAACUACCGUCAUUCGAGUUCGGAGGUCAAGUGUAUCGACUACGAGCUCUAUGCGCCAGUCCAAGUCAAAACUCUGUAUCGAGCGAUUCGACAUGACUGGAAGCUCCACCAGUAUCUCUUCUCGAGUGGCGGGACUGGAUGCCGCUAUUGGACGUACGUACUCCUUGAUACGAUGUCAAAUGAUACGCGUAGGUUUGCACUGCAUCCUGGUGUGCCAGCCCAUGCUUGGGGCGUGUUCGGAAAGUCUUAUUCUCGAUCUGGCGCUGAGCGGCCGUGUAACCCCAUCCGCCAGGAUCAGUUUCAGAGCUAUGAGGAGUGGUGGAAUGAUUGGUUUACCCUGGAGUAA